Messenger RNA from Eufriesea mexicana, 1706 nucleotides. RefSeq names its product F-box and leucine rich repeat protein partner of paired (gene Ppa). NCBI's taxonomy places the organism in Eukaryota, Metazoa, Arthropoda, Insecta, Hymenoptera, Apidae. Gene Ontology annotation, molecular function: protein binding. Gene Ontology annotation, biological process: SCF-dependent proteasomal ubiquitin-dependent protein catabolic process. Bases 121 to 1572 code for a protein of 483 amino acids. The transcript has a single exon. The record is from RefSeq and is a predicted model, not a curated record. Gene Ontology annotation, cellular component: SCF ubiquitin ligase complex.
GGGAGAAGGAAACGAAAAGGAGGAAAAGAAAGGAAAACUUAGGCAAAAUAUUCGCGAAGGAUAGUAGUUUUGGAAAAACGUGUAUAUGUGUGGGCGCGUGUGUAUACAUCAGUGGGCAAGAUGGAGGAAAGUCAGCUGUUGAUGACGGAACUUCCGGCAUUGACGCCGAGUCGCGGUACAACGUUGCUUCAUCGUUCAGGACAUUAUUAUCAGUUACACCAGCCGCACCUGGCCGCGAUACCGACGUCGCAGAGUCAAGGGAUUCUUUACAACUCGAGUAACCCGCCGCCGCCGCAUUAUACUAGCGGUGCGACCGGUCUACCGGCAUACGCACAAGGUCUUUCGUCGAGGCAACAACCGCAAGUAACUCCUCGCGGUACUGUCACAGUGAGCACGCAUAUCUCCUGCCUGUACCCUGAAAUAUUGGCGCUGAUCUUCAGCUACCUCGAGGUCAGGGAUAAAGGACGCGCCGCCCAAGUAUGCACUGCGUGGAGGGACGCGGCGUAUUACCGGUCGGUCUGGCGAGGGGUUGAGGCCAGGUUACACCUAAAAAAGCAGGCACCGGCAUUAUUCGCUAGUCUGGUAAGAAGAGGAGUAAAAAGGGUGCAGGUAUUGUCGUUGCGAAGAGGUCUCGGCGAUGUUUUGAAAGGUGUGCCAAACCUGGAGGCCUUGAAUCUCUCGGGUUGCUGUAAUAUCACCGACACAGGCUUGAUCAACGCUUUCUGUCAGGAAUACAACACGCUUACCGAACUGAAUCUUUCGUUGUGCAAACAAGUGACGGACAUUUCUCUCGGUAGGAUAGUACUGUACUUGAAGAAUCUCGAGCACCUGGAGCUUGGUGGUUGUUGUAACAUUACCAACGGUGGACUUCUCUAUAUAGCAUGGAACUUGAAGAAGCUAAAAAGACUGGACCUACGAAGUUGUUGGCAAGUAUCCAAUCUGGGUAUUGCCUAUUUGGCCGGUGUGAAUCGCGGGGCAGCCGAGGGUAAUCUCGCGUUGGAACAUUUGAGUCUUCAGGAUUGUCAGCGACUGAGCGACGAGGCACUCAGGCACGUGUCUAUCGGCUUGACCACUUUGAAAUCCAUUAACCUUUCGUUUUGCGUGUGUAUCACCGACUCGGGGCUGAAACAUCUUGCCAAGAUGUCCAGCCUGCGCGAAUUGAACCUUCGAUCCUGCGACAAUAUUUCCGACAUCGGUAUGGCUUAUCUCGCGGAAGGUGGCAGCAGGAUUUCCUCGUUGGACGUGUCGUUCUGCGACAAGAUCGGGGAUCAGGCGCUCGUUCACAUUUCCCAAGGAUUAUUUAAUUUGAAAUUGCUCUCGCUGUCCGCCUGUCAAAUCAGCGACGAGGGUAUUUGCAAGAUCGCCAAGACGUUGCACGAUUUGGAAAUACUGAACAUCGGCCAGUGCAGCAGGCUGACGGAUAAAGGACUCUACACCAUCGCGGAGAGUAUGAAACACUUGAAAUGUAUCGAUCUUUACGGAUGCACCAAGAUAAGUACCAACGGCCUAGAGAGGAUUACGAAGUUGCCGCAACUGAGUACGUUAAAUCUUGGUCUUUGGCACGUGCGGUGAUUUUUUCUCAACCGUACAACACUAUUUGCGUCCCCAUAACACAUUCUCCGUACGAGUGACGAACGACCGACCACAAUGUCUCUUUGUGAUCACGUGCUGAUUACGUGCACGCCUCGAUUCUCUUUUCCUUACCA